This is a messenger RNA of Notothenia coriiceps (black rockcod), 1333 nucleotides long. RefSeq names its product potassium voltage-gated channel subfamily D member 3. The transcript is spliced from 3 exons. Gene Ontology annotation, biological process: potassium ion export across plasma membrane; protein homooligomerization; action potential. NCBI's taxonomy places the organism in Eukaryota, Metazoa, Chordata, Actinopteri, Perciformes, Nototheniidae. Gene Ontology annotation, cellular component: voltage-gated potassium channel complex; neuronal cell body; postsynaptic membrane. Gene Ontology annotation, molecular function: A-type (transient outward) potassium channel activity; protein binding. The record is from RefSeq and is a predicted model, not a curated record. The coding region runs from base 227 to 1333 and encodes 368 amino acids.
CGGCGGAGUCCUCUCAUCAAAUCUCCUCUCGCAUAAUGGAAACUGAAUUAAAACAUCUGUGACACGCUUUCAGAAAGACCAAAGCUACGAUUUGUUACUAAACUGCUGGAACAAGGUCGUUUUUCUUUGGAUGGAUAAUUUUUCAAUCGAUGUUGAAUGAGCUGAAGUCAAGCUGGUUGUGAAGGUGCUGGACUUGUUCCCCCCUAAGCCCCAAGCCAGACACAGCAUGGCGGCAGGAGUAGCGGCAUGGCUUCCCUUUGCCAGGGCGGCAGCGAUCGGCUGGAUGCCUGUUGCCAAUUUGCCCAUGCCAGUCGCGCCCGCCGAGAAGAACAGGCGGCAGGAUGAGCUCAUCAUUCUGAAUGUCAGUGGACGCCGCUUUGAGACUUGGAAGAACACGCUGGACCGCUAUCCAGACACCCUUCUGGGGAGCUCGGAGAAGGAGUUCUUCUACAACGAGGAGACCAAAGAGUACUUCUUCGACCGGGACCCUGAUGUGUUUCGCAGCGUGCUCAACUUCUACCGCACAGGCAAGCUCCACUAUCCACGCUACGAGUGCAUAUGCUCCUAUGAUGAGGAGCUGGCUUUCUUUGGCAUCAUCUCAGAGAUCAUCGGUGACUGCUGCUACGAAGAGUACAAGGAUAGGAAGAGGGAGAAUGCAGAACGUCUCAUGGAUGACCAGGAGGACAAGAAGGACGCUAAACUGCCCAACAUGACCUUCAGGGAGACCAUGUGGAGGGCUUUUGAGAACCCCCACACCUCUACCAUGGCUCUGGUCUUCUACUACGUCACUGGCUUCUUCAUUGCUAUUUCCGUCAUUACCAACGUGGUAGAGACGGUGCCCUGCGGUACGGUGCCCAACCAAAAGGAAGUGCCGUGUGGUGAGCGCUACACUGUGGCCUUUUUCUGCAUGGACACGGCCUGCGUCAUGAUCUUUACCGUGGAGUACCUGAUGCGCUUGUUUGCUGCUCCGAGUCGCUACCGCUUCAUGAGGUCAGUCAUGAGCAUCAUCGAUGUGGUGGCCAUCUUGCCCUAUUACAUUGGCCUGGUGAUGACUGACAAUGAGGACGUGAGUGGUGCUUUCGUGACUCUCCGUGUUUUCCGCGUGUUCCGCAUCUUUAAGUUCUCCCGUCACUCGCAGGGCCUGCGCAUCCUGGGCUACACUUUGAAGAGCUGUGCCUCGGAGCUGGGCUUCCUGCUUUUCUCCCUCACUAUGGCGAUAAUUAUCUUUGCUACCGUCAUGUUCUACGCAGAGAAGGGUUCAAGCUCCAGCAAAUUCACCAGCAUCCCAGCCUCCUUCUGGUACACCAUCGUUACUAUGACAACACUCGGGUAA